This is a messenger RNA of Penicillium chermesinum, 327 nucleotides long. RefSeq lists its product as uncharacterized. The record is from RefSeq and is a predicted model, not a curated record. The coding region runs from base 1 to 327 and encodes 108 amino acids. The transcript has 2 exons. NCBI's taxonomy places the organism in Eukaryota, Fungi, Ascomycota, Eurotiomycetes, Eurotiales, Aspergillaceae.
AUGGCUUGUCCUUCACAUGAACUUGCAAUAACAUCUUUCCAUGAUUUAAUCGUUCUCGAGUUACAUGCGAUGAACGUCUAUGAUGACAUGAAUACUCUCGAUUAUCUUACACCGACAGGAACUUGUCCCCCGUAUGGCAUCUAUAUAAGAUCAUCCUCUCUAUCAGCGCAUCGUACUGCAUUCCUCAAAUUAUCACGAACAAGGAACAGAACAUCUGUUACAGGAAAUCUUACUAGAAUGGCACAAGGACGUCUAUCACACAAUUGGAUUUACCUCUUCGACAAGAGUGUCAGCCGUCCUCCCCACCAGCCCCUGGAGACUUGGUGA